GUAAUAUUAACUAUUGUUAUUGACAAAUGCGACGAAACCCAAAUUCCCGUUCAAAAUGAAUGGGCUGUUGAUAGUUUUUCUAUUUCUUCAAUAUAUCUCCAUUAUAGAUGCUUUCUACGAUUGUCCCCGCCCGUUGUGUGAGAUAUGCCUCCCUGCGCAGAUUCACGAUGCCCCCGGGAUCGGUUUUGACCUGACUCCCUCAUACGGAACAGCCUCAGUACACUACUAUAACGGAACUGUCGUUGAACUAGCCUAUAUCCAUGGAAAUCCCGAGUACCUUGAGCUUAUGAUGCGACUUGCAGGCGACCCCAGGCCACGGUUAGACAGAACCAAGAAAUUUCUCUAUGACACUAUCCUUCCCCGAUUCUCUCUAUCUGACACUACUUCAUGGGGCGCUUGCUGGCGUUGGCUUAACAAGAAGCUCGGUCGUCCGAUCAAAGCAUACAGCGAUGUCGAAAUCAUCAGCAAAUUACUCCAAGAACUGAAAGUUUCCACCGAAAAAGAAAUAUCUCAGCCACUUGAUAGGGUGGCGGUUGCAACCCCUGAUAUCAGCUCUAUUAGUUCAAUAGUUAACGCUGCACUCGAGGACUUGGAUUUACGGACAUGGGUAGGCGACAGCGGCUUUUACCCGCAACGCUUAGUGGAGGCCGAUGCUGUUUAUGCAGCAAACGGAUAUGGACUGUGUGCAAACUAUGAGGAUCUUUGGGAAUGCACAGACGAGUUUUAUAAUUCGCCCAAUGCCCAUGUUUUCUAUGUCUUCUACAGUCGGCAUCUUCUAUACACUAGCAUUAUAGCCCCUAUCAAUGGCGAGGCUUUAUCUCGGUUUAAUACGGAUGAAGCGCAAGUUCUGGAUUUUGAAGUCGGGCUAGAUAAUCUUGUCCAGACAGACGAGUCCCAGGGUACACCAUGGUCCCGCCUUCGUUCGCAACUAUUGGCCCUUCCUCGAGAAUACCCAUAUCCUCUUACUCAUAUUCUUCUGGCUGGGGAGAGUGCCACUCACCCGCGCUUUCUAGCUACUUUGAGAGAUGCUCUGUCUGAAAUGGUUCAUAUGUCGCCUGUGAAUCUUCAAACACACUUUCGAGACCAUGCAGAUGCUGCUAUUGUGCCCAGAAUCAUUAAUCCAAUAUUUGUAGCCUCUCGAGGUGCAGCACUAUAUGCCCGAAGACGACAAGAGGUACAGGCCCACUGCACAGAGCCCUAUGAAUGCGAAGCGAUAAGGAAAAGAGAGCGAGUACGUCUUCUCUGAAGGAUGACUGGCGUUAGAAUAAGUUAUAGGCCCCUUUUCUCUACAUUAUCUUAGACGCGAUAUGUAAAUUACUACCAUUUUUAACUAUAUCCCCCUCCCUUUUACUACUAUUAUCCUAUCUACGCAUGAGAUUUUAAAGGGGGGUAGGAGCUACUGAGCUAAUCAGACGGGUGUUCGAACGAGCAUCGAAUUCAAAGUGGAGCAGGAGCUACUGAGCUCAGCAGAUAAAGUCCUAAAACGAGGAUCGAAUUCAAAGAGGAACAGGAGCUGCUAUAGUUUGAUAGACUGUCG
Paecilomyces variotii is the source of this 1537-nucleotide messenger RNA. RefSeq lists its product as hypothetical. NCBI's taxonomy places the organism in Eukaryota, Fungi, Ascomycota, Eurotiomycetes, Eurotiales, Thermoascaceae. The transcript is spliced from 2 exons. The record is from RefSeq and is a predicted model, not a curated record. The coding region runs from base 56 to 1246 and encodes 396 amino acids.